Messenger RNA from Phoenix dactylifera (date palm), 4288 nucleotides. RefSeq names its product oxoprolinase 1 (gene OXP1). Gene Ontology annotation, molecular function: 5-oxoprolinase (ATP-hydrolyzing) activity. Gene Ontology annotation, cellular component: cytosol. The record is from RefSeq and is a predicted model, not a curated record. Gene Ontology annotation, biological process: glutathione metabolic process. NCBI's taxonomy places the organism in Eukaryota, Viridiplantae, Streptophyta, Magnoliopsida, Arecales, Arecaceae.
UCAGACUCGUACAUGUCCCGGUCCACAUUACCCGCCUAUUUCUGACCUUUUGAGUCCGGUUCAAGUUGUUUAACGCAAGAACGUGUUGCUUGCGCCCGUCUAGGUUCAUCUUUAUGUCGCUUCUUUCUUUCGUUUUUCUUUUUUGUUGUCUUCUUCCAAGAUCGCUUCCCAGAAUGGUUGGAAUAAAAGGCUGUGCAAGAGCCCCAAACGAAGACAAACAGCGCUUUUCCAUUCCACCGAUCGAUCUGGAUAUUGAUUCCUCCAUCGAGAGAUUUGCAUGAUCCUGUAGUUUCUAAGAAAGCAGAACAAAAAAAUGGGGAGCAUCAAGGAAGAGAAAUUCAGGUUUUGCAUUGAUAGGGGAGGAACAUUCACAGACAUCUAUGCAGAAGUCCCAGGCCAGUCAGACUGCUGCGUGAUGAAGCUUUUAUCAGUGGACCCAUCAAACUAUGAUGAUGCUCCCAUUGAAGGGAUUCGAAGGAUCCUAGAAGAGUAUACCGGUCAGAAAAUCCCACGGUCUUCCAAGAUUCCCACAGACAAAAUUGAGUGGAUUCGAAUGGGCACCACUGUUGCUACAAAUGCUCUUCUGGAGCGAAAAGGUGAGAGGAUUGCUCUUUGUGUGACUGGGGGCUUCGGAGACUUGCUUCAGAUUGGAAACCAAGCUCGGCCGAACAUCUUCGACCUCAUGGCCUCAAAGCCCUCGAACCUCUAUGAGGAAGUCAUAGAGGUGGAUGAGAGAAUUGAACUUGUGUUGGAUAAAGAGGACUCUUCUUCUUCUAUAGAAGGAAUAUCUGGGGAGCUUAUCAGGGUGGCAAAGCCUCUGGAUGUAGAAGCACUAAAACCUUCACUAAAAGGUCUCCUUGAUAAAGGGAUAAGCUGUUUGGCUGUUGUGCUGUUGCAUUCGUACACUUACCCUCAUCAUGAAAUCUUGGUUGAGCAGUUAGCUUUGAGUAUGGGUUUCAGGCAUGUCUCUCUGUCAUCAGCUUUGACUCCCAUGGUUCGUGCUGUGCCCCGAGGUCUGACAGCUAGUGUUGAUGCCUAUCUGACUCCAGUCAUUAAGGAGUACUUGUCAGGCUUCAUGUCAAGAUUUGAAGGGGGUGCUGAGAAGAUGAAUGUAUUGUUUAUGCAAUCAGAUGGAGGCCUUGCACCAGAACAAAGCUUUUCUGGGCACAAAGCAGUUCUUUCAGGUCCUGCAGGAGGGGUUGUUGGCUACUCACAAACCCUCUUUGGGCUGGAAACAUCUAAACCACUGAUUGGGUUCGACAUGGGUGGCACAUCCACUGAUGUAAGCCGCUAUGAUGGAAGCUAUGAGCAAGUUCUCGAAACCCAGAUUGCUGGGGCUAUAAUACAAGCACCUCAGCUUGACAUAAACACUGUUGCUGCUGGUGGUGGUUCUAAGUUGAAAUUUCAAUUUGGAUCCUUCCGGGUAGGACCUGAAUCAGUUGGGGCACAUCCUGGUCCUGUUUGUUACAGGAAAGGUGGGGAAUUAGCUGUUACAGAUGCUAAUUUGAUAUUGGGGACUGUUAUUCCUGACUACUUCCCAUCCAUCUUUGGCCCUAAAGAGGAUCAGCCUUUGGACAUAGAAGCCACAAGAAAAGCAUUUGAGAAGUUAUCUGUUGAAAUAAAUUCUUACAGGAAAAGCCAGGACCCUUCAGCAAAGGUUAUGACGGUGGAGGAGAUUGCUCUUGGAUUUGUGAAUGUGGCAAAUGAAACAAUGUGCCGACCUAUACGUCAGCUAACUGAAAUGAAGGGGCAUGAAACAAGAAACCAUGCACUGGCUUGCUUUGGGGGUGCAGGUCCCCAGCAUGCAUGUGCUAUUGCCAGGUCACUAGGCAUGUCUGAAGUCGUUAUCCACCGGUUUUGUGGGAUAUUGAGUGCUUAUGGAAUGGGCUUGGCUGAUGUUGUUGAAGAGGCACAGGAGCCAUAUUCUUCUGUUUAUGGUCCAGAUUCUGUGCUCGAGGCGUCUCGAAGAGAGGCUGCUCUGUUAACACUAGUAAAACAAAAGCUGAAAGAACAGGGUUUUAGAGAUGAAAGCAUCAAGACAGAGUCUUAUUUAAACUUGAGAUAUGAGGGAACAGAUACGGCCAUCAUGGUUAAAAAACCAAAGGAAGAUGGGAAUGAUUAUGCUUCUGAGUUUGUAAGGCUGUUUCAGCAGGAGUAUGGAUUCAAACUACAAAACAGGAAAAUCCUUAUCUGUGAUGUGAGGGUUCGAGGUAUUGGAGUCACCAACAUCUUGAAGCCUCGAGAACUUGAACCAGCUUUGGCAAAUCCUGUAGCAGAAGGUUCUUAUAAGAUAUACUUUGGUAACGGGUGGCAAGACACACCAUUAUUCAAGCUUGAGAAGCUGGGUUAUGGGCACGUCUUGCGAGGCCCUGCAAUAAUCAUGAAUGGGAACAGUACGGUGAUUGUCGAACCUGACUGCAGAGCCAUCAUUACCAAGUAUGGUAACAUAAAGAUUGAGGUUAGCUCAGCCCCAAGCACCGUAGAGAUUGCAGACAGGGUUGCGGAUGUGGUGCAGCUUUCUAUAUUCAACCAUCGGUUCAUGGGCAUUGCUGAACAGAUGGGUCGGACCCUUCAAAGAACUUCUAUUUCAACAAACAUAAAGGAGAGGCUGGAUUUUUCUUGUGCUUUGUUUGGCCCAGAUGGAGGACUUGUUGCAAAUGCACCUCAUGUCCCCGUGCACCUCGGGGCCAUGUCAAGCACAGUGUGUUGGCAACUCAAAUAUUGGGGUGAAAACCUCUAUGAAGGAGAUGUUUUGGUAGCUAAUCAUCCUUGUGCAGGAGGAAGCCAUCUGCCUGAUAUAACUGUGAUUACUCCGGUCUUUGAUAAUGGCAAGCUGGUAUUUUUUGUGGCAAGCAGAGGGCACCAUGCAGAAAUUGGUGGGAUAACUCCAGGAAGCAUGCCACCCUUCUCAAAAGCUAUAUGGGAGGAAGGUGUGGCCAUUAAAGCAUUCAAGCUUGUUGAAAGAGGUGUCUUUCAAGAAGAUGGAAUCAUUCAUCUUCUUCAGACACCUGGUUGGGAUGAACAUUCGUGUCAUAAGGUCCCAGGGACCCGUAGGCUUCAGGAUAAUAUGUCUGAUCUUCGAGCCCAAGUGGCAGCAAACCAGAGGGGAAUCACACUUAUAAAAGAACUCAUUGAUCAAUAUGGUCUGAAUACUGUUCAAUCCUACAUGACCCAUGUUCAGAAAAAUGCUGAACAUGCUGUGAGGGAAAUGCUCAAAGUAGUUGCUGGUAGAGUUGAACAAGAAAAAGGGUCUGCUGUUAUCGAAGAAGAAGACUAUAUGGAUGAUGGAUCUGUUAUCCACCUUAAGCUCAGCAUUGAUGUCAAGAAGGGUGAAGCUACUUUUGACUUUGAAGGGACAAGCCCAGAAGUUUAUAGUAAUUGGAAUGCCCCUGAAGCGGUAACAACUGCGGCUGUGAUCUACUGCCUCCGCUGUCUGGUGGAUGUCGAUAUACCGUUGAAUCAAGGGUGCCUGGCUCCUGUGAAAAUCCAUAUUCCCGAGGGUUCUUUCCUUUCUCCAAGUGAUAAGGCUGCUGUGGUGGGUGGUAAUGUGCUCACAUCCCAGAGGGUAACUGAUGUUAUCUUAACUGCAUUCCAGGCAUGCGCCUGCUCCCAGGGAUGCAUGAAUAACCUGACCUUUGGGGAUGACACUUUUGGCUACUAUGAAACUAUUGGAGGUGGCAGUGGAGCAGGACCAAGCUGGGAUGGAACGAGUGGAGUUCAGUGUCACAUGACUAAUACUAGGAUGACUGAUCCUGAGAUUUUUGAGCAGCGGUACCCGGUUCUUCUGCACAGGUUUGCUAUUCGAGACAACAGUGGGGGCGACGGCUAUCAUAGAGGGGGUGAUGGCCUUGUCAGGGAAAUAGAGUUCCGACGGCCUGUUACAGUGAGCAUUCUCUCAGAGAGGCGAGUGCAUGCUCCAAGAGGAUUGAAGGGAGGAAGGGAUGGGGCUCGUGGGGCGAACUAUCUGAUCAGGAAAGACAAGCGAAAGGUGUAUCUUGGAGGUAAGAACACUGUCGAGGUGGAUGCAGGUGAGAUUCUUCAGAUUCUUACUCCUGGAGGUGGUGGGUUUGGCACUCCUCGUUGACAUCUUCUUUCAGCCUCUUGUCAUUCUCCUUUGCAUAUGUUUCAUCCUUUGCAGGCAGCAUAGCAUCCUCUUAUCAGGGAAUUUAUGGAAAAUAAAAUUAAAGUUUGUGAAGCAUUCAGGAAUUGAUUUCCUUACUGAAUAAAAGGCAUCAUUUUAAAAAAAAAUCCAUCAGUGAAAUGAAAAUAUGACCUUUUUCCUGUGUAA